Solea senegalensis (Senegalese sole) is the source of this 1856-nucleotide messenger RNA. RefSeq names its product cell growth regulator with ring finger domain 1 (gene cgrrf1). The record is from RefSeq and is a predicted model, not a curated record. Gene Ontology annotation, biological process: negative regulation of cell growth. Lineage: Eukaryota; Metazoa; Chordata; Actinopteri; Pleuronectiformes; Soleidae. The transcript has 6 exons. The coding region runs from base 108 to 1133 and encodes 341 amino acids.
GCAGCAGCAGCAGCAGAAGAAGAAGUAACUGUAGCUGCGGAGUGUACCCAUGGAUGGGUCCAUUUGUUUACCAGAGGAGUUGCUUAUAAACUGCUUUCCUCUCGGUCAUGGCAGGUGUUUUCCUCGUCACGCUGUAUGAGUACUCGCCGCUGUUUUACAUCAGCGUGGUGUCGUUGUGUUUCGUUGUUACCGCUGCCGUGGUGCUCGGGUGGUUUGGCUUUGAUGUCCCUGUGAUUCUUCGCAGCUCAGAUGAGACAGAGUCCAUCCUCUCAACUCCUGAGAAGCAUAUGAUCCAGGUGACCAAUCCCUUUGCUAUAGCGAUGGGCUCUGGUCCAGCAUCCGUCACUGAUGGUGCAUCAGUGCGGCCUUGCUGUCUGGAACCUUGCGUCUUGAGCUGUUUUUGGGGUUGUGAGGUUACUGCUCUACAGGGAGCACUGCGGUCUUAUCAGCAUGGACUGAGGCUCAGCACACCACAGCAUUUUCAGGAGGCACUACACCAACGCUACCAUCACCUCCAGAGCUUCCAUGUCAGCAGUGAAGACGCAGAGGAAUGCCACACACAGAUUCCUGUUGACCAGGGAAUCACAGACUUUGGCCUGUUGCCGAGGGAACGCUACCCUCUUGUUGCUGUGCUGACACUGGCAGAGCCAGAAGCCAGGGACACAUACAAUAUUGUGGCCAGUGUGACGGUGAUUCAUGUUCCUGAUGUUAAAUACAAACUCACUGCACGGGCUCUCUUUCAGUACCUUCUAACUUCACGGGGGAACAUGUAUGAAUUAAAGCCUCUGUUCAUGUCAGCAGACAGCACGGCGCUGUCUGGGCCUCCUGACUCAGAACUCAGCACCACACCCGACAAACCGUCAGAGGAGGCCCUCAGAGCAGAGCCGAGUCCAGCACCUGAGGGAGAAGACGAGGACUGGUCAGCGGGAUCAGGCAGAGACUGUGUGGUGUGUCAGAAUGCAGCAGUGAACAGGGUGCUGCUCCCCUGCAGACAUGCUUGUGUAUGUGAUGGCUGCAUGUCACACUUUCAGCACUGCCCCAUCUGCAGGGCCUUCAUCCUGGAGUCAUUCACCCUGACACAAGGAGCAGCUGCGGAACAGAGACUCCAGUCUGACACAGUCAGUGGCAAUUAAGCCAUAAAUUACAGCAUGGCCACUAUCAACUGUCCUGAGUAAUCCGUUAAUUCCGGAUGCUCUGAAUGCUCCCAGUGAGUUAACAUCCAGUGAUUAGCCAUGUAUAUCAAGCAUGAGCCCAGACAUGGGUUUCACAAAUAGCUUUUUCACAUGCAUGCAUGUUCACUAUUCCACCCUCAAGAUGGAUUAGAGCCUGCGUCUGCUGACCCACACUUUUUGUAUGUAUGUAUAAAUGUAGGAGAAAUAUGAUUUUACCAACAUAAACUCACAAUAAUCAAAAUAAACAACAUACUAUGUCAUCCAUAACCACAGAUAUUCAGAGGCUCCUCACUGGUAACUUUGUAGAGUUUAAAGAAUCCUCUGCGGGAGUGAUUCUAGUUUUAUUGAACAACCUCCCACUUGAUGGCAGUGAGGCACAGUCAGAUAAUGUCAUGGAAAGGGAACAAAAACGUGUAAAUACUACAUAUAUGAAAAGUGUGAUCCUGCUGUUUUAUAAACGGCUGCAUGAUUUCAACAAAAUCUACUGCUGUUGUUUCAUGUUUGAAGAAUGUAAUAUUUCCAUGUACAGUUUAUUUAUGUAUCCUCCAAUUUGUGAAUGUUGUAUGGCUUGAAUUAUUUAAAGGUAAAUAUAUAAAUAUACAAGGGCAUAAUGAUUUGCAAAGUGACUUCAGUCAAUCAACAAAAAGAUGGUGAUUUGAAAAUGAAGCAUCAUUUCUACUUUAA